Messenger RNA from Geodia barretti, 3451 nucleotides. Lineage: Eukaryota; Metazoa; Porifera; Demospongiae; Tetractinellida; Geodiidae. The record is from the annotation of a GenBank genome assembly.
AAGCGCGCUUAAAAGUGGGCGUGGUGUUUUCCGAGCGUGCAUGUGACUGUGCAUCUUUCUCAGAGAAGAGAUUAUGGCGGGUCGUAUAGGCCUGGUUGUCGUGAUUCUGGCCGCUGUCUUUUCUCUCACCUGCGGGAACCUGUACGGGAGGAGCUCUGCGGGGAAGACGACGAGACAGUUCGUCAAGCGGCGCGACCCGUCUCCCUCCUUUCGCCCCCAUCUCGCUCUCAGGCAGAAGCUGGCUGAAGCCAAGCCGUUCUCCUACCCAGCAGCCGAGCUAGGCGCCAGAACCGCCAGAUCUGCCGACGCAGACGAGCGAAACUGCGGCUUGAAAAAGCCCGAUCUCUUAGAAACGGACGCUAUGCCUCUGUCGGAGACAGCAGAAACCAUUCAGGCAGUUUGGGUGGAGGAUGACAACAUUCUGAUAGUAGCGUCAGACAGUGAUAGGGCCACGGUGUGGCUGGGGGUCCCUAAGAGCUACGGGAUUUUCAGCUUCAGUCCUCACCCCAACCUCAUCCCUGGCGCUGUGGCUCCCUCGUCCCUCCAGGUGGCACCCGCCUCACACAGACGAGCCAUCGUCGUCUCCAAGGACAAGAAGGCGAUGUUUGUAACCAGCAAUGGCGGGAAGACGUGGGUCAAAGUCCUCCUCCCUUCCUCUGGUUUUGACGUGACAGACGAUCUAUAUAUCAGCGAGGUGUCACCUGAUCACAUGAUACUGGCUGCUGGAACCGAGUUGUUCCACUCCCACAGUGCAGGAGAGGAAUGGGAGAGAGUGGCGGAUGACGUCCUCCUGGUGAGAAUGGCCAAGAAUGACAGCCGCAACGAAUACGCCUUCUUCCUCACCCUCGGUCGACACCCCGGUCUAAACACUCUCCACAGACUCAGCAUUCCAUGGGGAAAGAGAGAUGUCCUGGACCCACAUGCCUAUCGAUUCGCGGUGGACGGUCGAUAUCUCUUCGUCUCUCGCCAGAACUUUUCCGGCAGUGCGAUGUCCGAUAACGUGUCGCGAAGACUCUAUGUCUGCAGUGACUUUGGAGCUGAUGUCAGUGAAAUUGCAUUCAGUGAGGUCCAGCUGCCUUCAGUGACUCCUGAACAGUUCUACGUGAUAAUGGCCACUCACGAGGCGGGAGCCUUCAUCCAUGUCUCACUCAACCAGAGCAGUGGCUCAGGAGGACUCUACGUCUCAGACAGCUCUGCCACCCGCUUCUCCCUCUCCCUCUCCAACCACUUCUACAAGGUGUUCUCCUUAAAGGAGAUAGAGUGGAGGUAUCCAGUUGACGAUUUCUAUGAGGUCAAGUCCAUGAGAGGUGUCUAUGUUACCACCGCUGUCACUGGAAAAAAUGACUCCACCCAUGUCACCAUGAUCACCUUCAACAACGGCGGGAAGUGGUCGAGACUCCACCCACCCACCUCAUCUGGUUGCCACGGCAACUCAGAGUGCUCCCUCCACCUCCAUCUCCAUUAUAGUCUCCUGGUGGCCUCUGAGUACAAUAGAAGUUACUCUGCCCCACUUCUCUCCACUGAGACUGCCGUUGGUAUUAUCAUUGGACACGGAUCGUAUGGGGUGACGAGGAAUGAUUCUGAGCCUCGUUUGGUUGUCUCUAACGACGGGGGUUACUCGUGGAUGGACCCCGGGUUGCCCGUGGGAACGUACGUGUACGGGAUUGCUGACUACGGGAACAUCAUCGUCGUGGCACCCGAUUCGGAGAAUGUGGAGUACAUCUGGUUCUCCCACAAUCGCGGAGAGUGUUUCGUGAAGCAGCUCCUGGACACGACGGAGUUCUUCUCCCUGAGUCGCGGACUCCUGAUGGACCCCCGGGCCUCCUCUCUCACCGCCUUCAUGAUGGGAGUAGAGGGGAAUGAGACUGGAGACGAGUGGAGAAUGAUCACACUCAACUUCAAGAGACUCCUCCAGAGGAAAUGCGUACCGUCAGACUAUCAGAAGUGGGUGGAGCACGUCAAUAAAGAUGCCUGUCCCCUUGGCUACAGAGACACCUACAACAUCACCAAAUCUUUGUCCAUUUGCUAUAACGAACAGGGGUACAAGUACAAGCCGAUUCUUAACGAGCGUUGUGAUUGCUCCACUGAGGACCUAGAAUGUGACUAUGGAUAUAACAGAACUAAAGAUGACACAUGUGAGAGAAUGAAAGGCUACAAUCUGGCAGAUGACUGCCCCCCGGGGGCCAAAUAUUUCAACAGGACCAAGUCGGGGUUCCGGCUGAUCCCGGGGGACCGGUGUCUGCCCAGUAGUGUCAGUCGCCAACUUUUGAAAACAGAGCAGUUGCCGUGUGUUGGACACGAGGAGGAGGCUGGCUUUGACAAUGCUCGGGAGGCCAUAAGAAGAGCCGGUGUGACAGCAGGCAGGGUAGUGGGAGGAGUCAUCAUUGCUCUGAUCGUUGUGGCCUUUGCUGUUGUUGCCUUCUACUGUUUUCUCCGCUGUAGGGAGCACUCUCCGGCCACGUACGAGAAGGUGCUCUACCAGAAGCUCCCGAUGGUGGACGCGGCCGCAGCUGCCGGAAAGAAGGGGACGGCAGUAGCUCAGACGAUGACCUCCUUAACCCCUCCUCCUCCUCUACCACAACCUCCACACCGUCCACCAAGAACCCUUUCGAGAACACCUGAACUCUAGUAGUGUCUCCUGCUCUCUUUCUCUGCUCACUUGAUCUUGCCCGCUCAAUUUUAUGUCAUCUUUUGCCGCCUGGAGUAGAUUUUAAUCCUGACAGGUAGUUUUGGUCGCUCUCGUUACAGCAUAAAUUUUUUAUGCGUGCGCUAUUAAUUUUUUACGCGUGCGCAAACUGACGACACAUCUGCGCAUGCGCUCUAUUUGGAGCGAUGUAGCUAGCUAGCUAGCUAGAGUGCUAUGCGAGUGUUGGUGCCAAGUGCUGUGGCUGGAAUGGUUCUGUGUGUCCCAAUGGCCAUCACAUUUCUUGACAACGUCGGUUACCCAGCGCCCAUCGAAGGACACUCAAUGAGGCCUACUCUGAACCCGCGCCGCAUGUCGUCGUGGGGGACCCGAGACGUGGUGUGGGUGAGCGUGUGGAAUGUGAGGUGGGGAGGGGGUGUGGGGAGAGGUGACGUGGUGAUUAUCCACUCGCCCACACACCCCGGAGAGGUUCUGGUGAAGAGGGUAAUAGGAGAGGAAGGAGAGACGGUUGAGACGAAGGGAUACCGGACGAGGAAGAUCGUCAUUCCACCCGGACACUGUUGGGUGGAGGGUGACAACCUCAGAGCCAGUCGAGACAGCAACCUUUUUGGACCCGUUUCGAGGGGGCUGAUUUUUGGGAGGGGGACCCACAUAUUGUGGCCCCCUCAACGCUGGCGGAGAUUGGACUCUGACCUCCUUCCACAGCAGAGGGCCCGUGUGUCUCAUCUCCACUCAUAUUCCGUAUAAAAUCAGUUUUUAUAACCACUUUCUAUUCCGUAUUAUAUGCCAAUCCCAAUUUUCACAGUA